Messenger RNA from Equus quagga, 3501 nucleotides. It is a transcript of the gene DUSP9, whose product is annotated as dual specificity phosphatase 9. Gene Ontology annotation, cellular component: cytosol; cytoplasm. The record is from RefSeq and is a predicted model, not a curated record. Gene Ontology annotation, biological process: negative regulation of MAPK cascade; protein dephosphorylation. Gene Ontology annotation, molecular function: MAP kinase tyrosine/serine/threonine phosphatase activity; protein tyrosine/threonine phosphatase activity. NCBI's taxonomy places the organism in Eukaryota, Metazoa, Chordata, Mammalia, Perissodactyla, Equidae. The transcript is spliced from 6 exons. Bases 88 to 2307 code for a protein of 739 amino acids.
ACUUGCUGCGCUCUCAGCUGGGCCUUACGCCCUCUCCCCUAUGGCAGCAGGAGGUGGCCCUGGGGGCCAAGGUGUGCUUGGUCCUCAAUGGGCCCCUUUGCUUCUCUCGCUGGAAGCAGGCUCUUUGGUGCAACCCUCUCCCAGUCCACGUCCGGCCUAGGUCAGGCCCCCACCCCCUCCUGCGCCCCAAACUCGGGGGGCCCGCACGCGGCAGGCACGGCGGCGGGCGGAGCGGCAGAGGCUCGCAGGUGGGAGGAAGGCAGGCGGGGACGCGGGAGGUGGAGGGAGACGCCGGGCAGGCUGCCGCCCCUCCCCACUGCCUGCCUGCGAGCCGCCGGCGACAUUGCCCCUCCUGGGCAGGGGGCGGAGAAGACGGCGACGGGAGGGGAGGAGGCGGCGGCGGAGGCGGGAUUUGGAGUUUCCCUCCGCAGCGGCGGCGGCGGCCCCCUCGGCUCCAGGCGAGGCCGCCGCCCGAGGCUCCGGUGGCGCUCCGUGGCAGCAGCGGUGGAGCUUCCCGCCGCCCGGGCUUCGGAAACUUCCCGGCCGCGACGCGCGGAGCUGGCACAGGAAGCCGAGCGGACCGGAGGUGAGCGGAGCCUGGGAGCACCAUGCAAGCAGGGACCUCGUGUGUCCUACCUGCUCAUCAUCUGGUGUCCGUGGAAGGGACCCGACUGGCGCCGGCCAGGGGAGCUGAGGCCGGUCCCCUGCUGGGCCCCUGACCUGCCCUUGGCCUCUGCCCCAGCUCUGUCCCGCUUCGGUGGAAGCCCCAGCUCAGCGCGCCCGCCACUUGCCGGGCCCACCCUACUGCUUUCGCUGGCACCCGUUGGCUCGCCGGCCCCCCUGAGCCCGCCCCCGCCGCCCCCGCCGCCCCCGCCGCCCCGCCCCUCCAAACGGCAGCUCCACGUCCAAAGGCAGCGGCUUCCAAGGUGGAAGCUGGGUCCCGCUGCCAGAAAGCUGCCGGCGCGCAGGCUGCACCGGACUGAGCUUCCACGUGCGCGCCUGCUCCGCUGCCCCGCCCUCUUCCCGAUGGCCGGCCCCGGGGACACCCUGCCCGGGGACGGCGCCCUGCGUCCCGCGGUGGCCGUGGCCCGGAUGUCCGCGCGCGGCCGCCCGCUGCUGGAACACGCUCCAGCGCCAGCAGCCCCACGUGCCGGGAGCCGGGAGCCCAUGGAGGGUCUGGGCCGCUCGUGCCUGUGGCUGCGCCGGGAGCUGUCGCCCCCGCGACCGCGGCUGCUGCUCCUGGACUGCCGCAGCCGCGAGCUGUACGAGUCGGCGCGCAUCGGCGGGGCGCUGAGCGUGGCCCUGCCCGCGCUGCUGCUGCGCCGCCUGCGCCGGGGGAGCCUGUCAGUGCGCGCGCUCCUGCCUGGGCCGCCGCUGCAGCCGCCCCCGCCCGCCCCGGUGCUCUUGUACGACCAGGGCGGGGGCCGGCAGCGGCGCGGGGAGGCAGAAGCCGAAGAGUGGGAGGCUGAGUCCGUGCUGGGCACCCUGCUCCAGAAGCUUCGGGAGGAAGGCUAUCUGGCCUACUACCUACAGGGUGGCUUCAGCAGAUUCCAAGCCGAGUGCCCUCACCUGUGUGAGACCAGCCUCAGCUGUGGGGGCCCAAGCACAGCCCCGGUGCCCAGCCCAGUGGUGGGGUUGGGUGGCCUGUGCCUGGGCUCCGACUGCUCUGAUGCAGAAUCUGAGCCUGACCGUGACACUAUGAGCUGUGGCCUGGAUUCAGAGGGUGGCACGCCCCCCCCAGCGGGGCUGCUGCCCUCCUUCCCCGUCCAGAUCCUGCCCAACCUCUACCUGGGCAGUGCCCGAGAUUCGGCCAAUGUGGAGAGCUUGGCCAAGCUGGGCAUCCGAUACAUCCUCAAUGUCACCCCCAACCUCCCUAACCUCUUCGAGAAGAAUGGUGACUUUCACUACAAGCAGAUCCCCAUCUCAGACCACUGGAGCCAGAACUUGUCCCAGUUCUUUCCAGAGGCCAUUGCGUUCAUUGAUGAGGCCUUGUCCCAGAACUGCGGGGUGCUCGUUCACUGCCUGGCGGGCGUCAGCCGCUCUGUCACUGUCACCGUGGCCUACCUCAUGCAGAAGCUCCACCUCUCACUCAACGAUGCCUACGACCUGGUCAAGCGGAAGAAGUCUAACAUCUCGCCCAACUUCAACUUCAUGGGGCAGCUGCUGGACUUCGAGCGCAGCCUGCGGCUGGAGGAGAGGCGGGCACAGGAGCGGGGCAGUGGGGGGCAGGAGUCGGCCGCCUCCGACCCGCCCUCCUUCUUCACCACCCCCACCAGCGACGGUGUCUUUGAGCUGGACCCCACAUAGGGCACCGCCCUGCCCCCCAGUGGGUGCUCUGGCCCACCUAUGUGCUGGGGGGGAGGCGGGAGCGGGCUCAGCUGUAAGCAGGGGGGAUUGGGGGGAGCACAAUACCUCAUGCGGGGGCUGUGGGAAGAGGCAGGAGCGGGAGCCCCUCCAGGGUGGCUGCAGGGAGAGACCUGUCCUGCCCACUUGAAACAUCCACAGGAAUCCUAUUAAACGUGCCUAUGGGCCGGGCCCGGGGCCACCGGCCUGCCCUGCGCCACUUUCAGGCGGAACCAUGCUCCAGAACCUGCCUCUUCUGCGACUGUUAUUUUUUUCUUUGGGGGGAAUGGGGGUUCCCAUUUCGAGGGACCAUUCCAGGUGGCUGCCUGUGCCCCAGGCCCAGGCCCUGUGUGCUCAGCCAGCUGGGCCAGCCCUGAGCCUCCCUGUGGUUUCCUUGUCCAGGAAGGGCGUGUGUCUGCUCUGCCACCUCAUUUGCCACAGGGACCUGCUCCCAGUCCCAUCCCUGUCCCCAAAUGGCUACUUAUGGGGAGGGGUUCGCCACCAGCCGCACUGUCACCUCUCUGCUUCUCUGCUGAGGGCUCGGGCCUCGCGGGGCUGGGGUCCUCUCAGGAUGCAGACUCAGAGGUGCAGUGGCCGCCCAGCAUCCACGAGGACAGCUCCUCUCUGUGUGGCUCCUUGCUGGCAGCACCACAGGGGAGGGCGCCGACCUGGUAGCCGCUGGGCAGGUUCCCGGCCGCACAUCUGGCGCCCUGACUGUUUAUCCACUUGACAUCUCAAAAGAUGCUUUUCUUCCUCUUCCCCCAGAUGUCUUUAUGGGAUCACUGGGGCUCUUUGUGACUGAGGGUGGUCAAACUGCCACCGGAGGAGAUGGGGUCUCAGAGCAAGAGCUGAGGGUGGAGAAGGGGAAGGAGGCGGCCAGGAUUUUGCUGCUGCGGGUCCCGCACAGCCGAGGUUGGCUUGGGGGGAUGGGGAAGAGGCCAAGCUGCAGACACACAUGGUCAUUCAUUGCAGUGCACACCCCUCGUGGGCAACUGGCGUGCAUGCAUGCGUGUGUGUGUGUGUCAGCACUCGCACACGCAUGCCAGUCUGCUUACACACCCAGGGCCAGCAGUCCCUGCAGUGGGGCCACCUCACGGUUGGGAAUCCACCCCACAGUUGUUGUCUUUAAUUGUUCCUGAAUAAAUGGUUUAUGUAAGA